CGUAAAUCCAAGAUGGCGGAUGAAUUGUUGUUGUUUACACAUAGCAACGUUUUUAUUUCACACUGUGCAGUGAUUCGGUUUAUUAAACAGCACCUGUAAGAAGAGUUGUCAAACAGGGAAAAUGUCACGGAAAUCGGCAGGGAAUAAAGCGGAUGACAAUAUAACUGAGAAAGUCCGUAAAAUGAAAGAAAGACAAAGGCAAUGGAUGGAAGAACGAGAGUCAGCGAAACAUUCAGAUGCCGCUAAGAAAUCUGCUCGUUCAACCUCAGAUAGUAUUCAAUCAAGAAAAAAACGAAGUGAGACUACUGGGACUAAAACCAACAGUCUAGCAUGGAUUUCUAAAGACGAUUACCAAGUAUCAAGUAAAAAACCUGGAGGGAAAUCUAGUCGUGGAGCUAGCAGAGAUUUGAAGUCUAGAGAAUCUGGUUAUGGUUCUCCGCCUCAAGUAGUAAAUAAACGUAACCUUGACAGCAAUCGUUCUGGUGAAUCAAGGAAAUCUGAAACUUCUAUUGCAGGCUAUGAUGAUGGACAGCAUAAGUCCACUAGAGCUCCAAAUUCCCCUAUUAGUAAUAGUAUGCUGAACAAUCAAACUGCAAAUGGGGCGGAGUCGUUUAAUAAUCUUGCAGAUAAAGUAGCUGAAAGAUUGCAAAUGAAAGAACAGAAAAGACAGGAAUUAAAUCAACCAGUUGUGAGUAGUCAUAAAAAUGAGAAACCAAUGUCAAAUCACGUAUGUUCGGGUUGUAAUAACUUAAUGGCUGCUCCUCAUUGCCCAGUAGCUAUCAUACCUUGUGGACAUACAUUUUGUCAGAUAUGUGUUGCAGAGUAUCCCAAGUGUCCACAAUGCCAGUCUGAGGUGUUCUCGACUGCACCAAAUACAGUCAUGCAACAGAUUAUCGAAGAUUUCCGAAAGAAACAAGAGAAAGAAAGACUUCAUCAGUUGGAAGAACAAACAAGGAAAUAUGUUGAGGAAUAUCAGAAUUUAAAUUUGAGAUGUGAAGGCUUAGCAGGUAUUACAAUUAGCCUUCUCAUGCUUGUUUUAUCCUCCUGGGGUACUGUCUCUCCUAAGUUGAGAGUGUGUACACUACGAAAUGUGACGUUUUAUCAUGUACUGUAAUUGCAAUGAUAUAUAAAGUUAAAUUUACAGCUACAACUUUGAAAGUCACUUUUCACAUUGUUUAGAAUGUCUAGAUUAGGCCAUAUAAAAUAAAUUCCUUGAUUCUCAUCACCGCCCGACGAUAUUUUGGUUUCCGCGUUGAUAUAUUUUUGUAUUUUGUUAUAAAAUAUAAAUUUACUGCCCAACCGAGCAUCUUCAGAGAUUUAGUUAUUUUUAUAUUUUAUAUUGGAAUUUUUGCGAUAUAAAAUUGUCUUAUCGUUAAUAUUGCAACAUGUUAAGGGAUGCUUGGAAUACUGAAGGAAAAAAUGGGCUUAUAGCCUUAUUACAACGAUUUGUGUGGACCCUUAUGCAUGUUCAUUAGCGCAUGUGCAAUUAUCCACUUAUAUAGCGUUCUUCUAUAAUAUAUUUAAGGGCAAAUAUAAAAAGACCUCCCUCUCCAAUUUUUUAAAUUUUAAACUUUUUUUUUAUAUUUUGACAUAAAAUAUAAAAUAUAAACCUCCCGCCUCCUGGGAGUUUUUAAAAUUUAGCGAUGAGAAUCAAGGAAUUUAUUUUAUAUGGCCUUAGAACUCUGACAUGGGAAGACAAUUGAGAUUGACCUUGGCAUUAGUAAUAAGAUAACAUCCUAUAAAGCUGUGAUCUCAAUGACAGAAGUGAUCAAGACUCUCACUCUGUAACGAAGCUGACAUAUUUCGUUAAGCAUGUACCCCUAAACUCCAUUUUAUUAUUUUUAGUGUCUAACAACACAUGAUUGUACUUCUGCCUAUCUUGUGUUUGCCACCCACAUGUUCAGUUAACCCACCCACAUAUAUAUUAAAUAUGUAAAAUGCUUGUGGUCACUUUUGUUCCUUCUAUGCUUACAUUAUCAUAACACUGGUCAAGGUGAGCACAAACAUGCAUCACCUGAUUAGGUCUAUUUUAGAAGUAGUAGAAAAUAACUUGUGGUAACAAAUAUUAUGAUUUAUUCUAAUGUUAAUUUUAUAUUUAACUAUAGAUGAAGCUGACAGGAUAUUGAAUUCCAUGGAAUCCAUAACAGAGGAUAUGUUAAAAGAGAAGAGAGUUGCAAGAAAACUAGAAAAGGAAAAUAGUGACAUUCAGAAUAAAAUAAAAGAAUUAGAACUGGAAUAUCAUCAAAAUGAAGAACUUAUAAAAGAAUCUUCAUCGAAUUGUCAUGCUUUAGAGAAAUGCUAUGAUGAAGAAAAAGACAAGUUAACAUUGAUUGAAGAAACAAUUAAAACAAUCAGAAAUAGUAAAGAAAGAGCUAAGAUAAUGAUUCAAAACAUAGCUCCUAAUUUAAAACUUGAUGAUACAUUUUAAGAUAGUGUAGUUUAUCAGUUUUGUGGCUAGUGAUUACUCUACAAAAUAUAUUUAAAAUAAUAAAGCAAUUAUAUGUACAAUAAAUUUGGUUGGUUGUACUGUUAUGUUGCAAACAUUUACCCAGACAGUAUGUUAUCCAGUCACAAGUUGCAGCUGAUUCCAAAAUCCAAUUUCUAUACAGUAGGGUAUUGCAAACUAAUCAUAUUUAUGAAAUUUACAGUAUGGCAAAUUCCAUUGAACUAUUUCAUGCAGUUAGCUCUUUGUCCCAAAAUUCCAGCAUGUCAGCAAUCCAAAGGAUAAAAUUAUCCUUGUCCUCGAUUUAUUUGGUCCAGCUAACUUUUGGAAUGUCAUAAUGUUCAGUUAGCUUAUCAAGUCUUUCAUUGAACUC
Molecule: messenger RNA, 2816 nt
Organism: Paramuricea clavata
Lineage: Eukaryota; Metazoa; Cnidaria; Anthozoa; Malacalcyonacea; Plexauridae
Source: the annotation of a GenBank genome assembly